ACUAUAUUUGCCCAAUUAUAUUCAUCGCUCUAGAGUGUAAUAUAAUAUUAAUUGUUGAAACUUGAAAGUGUUGAGAGCCGGCCAACGAAUGCAACAUAGGAGUAGUCAUAUAAAGCAGUUAACUUAGGUGCUCUCAAUACACACAACACGAAAACCAUUUUCAUCAACCCCAAGAACACUUUUCUUGUUAAGCUAUAAGUUUUUUUUUCUUUUUUCUUUGGUGACUAUGGAGAUUGAAUCUGUGAGAUGUGAGUGUUGUGGAUUGAUGGAAGAGUGUACACAAGAUUACAUUAGUGAAGUCAAAUCCAACUUCGACAACAAAUGGCUCUGUGGUCUUUGCUCAGAAGCCGUGAGAGACGAAGUCAGUCGCCGGAAGAUGACUACUGUUGAUGAAGCUGUUAGGGCCCAUGUGUCGUUUUGUGGGAAGUUUAAAGAUAAUCCGGCUGUUCUUGUGGCCGACGGUAUGAGGCAGAUGCUAAGGAGGAGAUCCGGCGACCUGACUUCCUCUGCUUCCAAGAAAUUUGGCAGAUCUAACUCCACCAAGUUGUACUAAAUAAUGAUCUUUUUCUUGUUUUGUUAAUUAAUUAAUGUAUAAUAAUAAUAAUAAAAAAUUAUGUAUAAUAUUUUAUGUAUUUUUUUGUUUAACUGUCAUAAAUGAUGGUCGGUGAUGCUAUAACUGAUCAGUUGAUUAUAUUCAGAUUUGUCAAUUUAGUUUAUCUAGUUUUGAUCUCUA
Messenger RNA from Brassica napus (rape), 733 nucleotides. RefSeq lists its product as uncharacterized. Lineage: Eukaryota; Viridiplantae; Streptophyta; Magnoliopsida; Brassicales; Brassicaceae. The record is from RefSeq and is a predicted model, not a curated record. Bases 227 to 553 code for a protein of 108 amino acids. The transcript has a single exon.